GCUCCAGGCAUGCCAACCAGCCCACCAAUGUAUGUGUGUUCUUGUAUGAGAGUGCGUGUGAGUAAGUGUUGGGCAUCCACAGGAUCCUUCUUCAGCUUCCACGCGUUCAAUGUUCCCUUGGUACAACUGCUGCCACCAACGACUGACGACUUGAGCAACCUUCCAACCAUCGACAACUCCUACACCCGAGGACUGGGACCACUGCUACUCCCAUCAUCGCUACAACCAGCUCUACUAUUCUAAGGGGGGGGGGUUCUUCUUGACCGAUUUGGCUCGGGAUUGCACCAAGCCAGAGCUCAGGUAGUAGAUUUCCCUCUCAUCGAUAUCUAUGUGUGGCCUGAACCGGAGGACAAGAAUCAGUCGAAGGAGAGACUUUCGGCAUAAUUUUACCCGCGCUCUAGGUUUUUCAAGAAGCCAAGUUAGGUCACCUUGUGUUAUCGUAGAAUUUCUCUUGGAUUGGAACGUCAUUCCGUCUCCGAACGAUCUCGAGAUCAGAGCAUAUUCUAGUCUCUGGGACUUUUCUGUAACUCCUUCCCAUCUUCUAACCCCUCCCCACUCAGUGCAAAAAUGAAGUCUGUCGUCUACGGAACCGCCGCCGUUGUGGCCACAUGCAUUGCUUCCGCUUAUGCUACAGAAGAGCCCGCCAAUCCCAUGAUCUCCUUGGGUAUGGAGUUUUUGGCCAGAGCUGCUUCCACAUCUGAAGUGCUUACUCUUAACAUCCCCAACCUCAUCGGACUCCUGAUCCUGAAGGCUAUCCUGGUUGGAAUCGGUGUCUUUGCCGUUGGAGGUGGUGGUGGUAUUAACGGUCGCUCAGACGAUGAUGGGUUCCCCAUCAAGCAAUCUGACAUUACCGGUGGCAUGUGCUUCAUGAUGUUCACCGCCGGAGAUUUGGACAAACUCUCGUGCAUCCAACGUACCGCCUGCGAAGACCCCAAGACUGCCAGCGACUACUUGACCGCCGGAAAGAUGUGGCAGAAGUUGAACUCUUACAUGAAGGUUAUCCCCUUCGAUCGUGAAUACUACGACAUCAUGGUUGCCGUCCAAACCGCUGUUGAUCAUUCCCUGAAGGGAGGUGACUGUAAGAUCUACCAUUGGUAGAUUUCGUCCGCAACACGCACACCCACACACCUCAUUAUAAUUCUCUUCACAAAAUUCAUGCUGAAGCAAGGAAGGGGAGCGACAUCAUCAUCAUCAACAACAACACCAACAGCAAAACCAUUGUAACCAUCAUCAUCAUCAUCAUCAUCACCACCAACAACAACAACACCAACCGCAUUGUCAUCAAUACUUUUUAUCGUCAUCAUCAUCGUGAUCUGCCAAGCAAAACAAGAAGUAUACAAGAAGAAGAAAAUAACGACGGGCCACGAAGACAAAAGUCCUCGUCCAAAAGGAUUUUCCUAGCCUUCAACACACUUACGACAAACGUACUUGGUUGGAGUGGAAGGCACAAACUCCAUCGACCUAGUUCCGAGCGGCUCCACCAAAAUCCCGUCUGUUCGCUCUUCCUUCUUCCCCUCAAACCGAAAUCAGGAGAAACGGUGGCCGAUAGCGCAACUCCCCUCUACAAACUGCUACUUCUAUCUUCUCCUGCUCCCCUGCUGCUGCUGCUGCUGCUGCUAGCGUCGCAUGCUGGAACAUGCAUGCCGUUUCCAUCAUCUUGUAACCAACCAUCCCAACCAUCAUACCAAUUCUCGGCGUUAGGAUAGCUAGGACGCCAAGUCACAUGUGUUUGACUUCCAACUGGCUUGAGAAUCACUUGAUUGGAAUGUAUGAAAGAAAACCUGGAGCAGCAGCAUGGACGGGAGGGAGGCCAAGAACCGCACAUGGUCCCUACAGAAGUGUGUGCGAGGAGUGUCUAGAUGUGUGACAGGAUAGACGUUUCUCUUUUUCCACUGCCUUUCAUUACCUCGACUGACGACUGACUCGCGCCACUGCCAGUACUGCUACCACCACGACCAAACCACCUCUAGAACCAACAUCCCUAGCAAAUCCAAGGCGACCAAGGGGAUCAAGCACCUAUCGCAUCGCAUACCUGUGGACUUCCACAUCCUUCUCCUCAUUUUCCUUUGCUGCUACAACCACAACCAACUACGACCAUCACUACUACUUUGGCCCCGGUGUGGCGUGGCCUCCUGCCAUCCAUCUCAAGGACCCAUGCCUCCGCAGCCAAGUGGCGCUUAAAGCCACGAGAAUAGCAUUAUCCACCACGUAUGCUAGCCGCUCUAUUCAUCACCUCAACCAACCAAGUCGUCCAUCACAGAUGGCGUGCCAAGAUUUUUUGACUUUCUAUAAGUCGACGAACUGCAGCGCGCCGCUGUCUUUGCAACCUCCAAUCGCCUCCGUUAUCAUCCUGAAGAAGAAAAAGAAUGAUGACGGUGGGAUUGCCGAGGGGAACAGUCCUUAAGGCCGUCGUUACUUUGAAGACACCAAAGUGACCACGGCUUUAGUUCCAAACUCAACAACUUUUCAAAAAACACACAAACACAAAUCGGUCCAACUUCGGCUCGGUCAUGCACUACUUGAAUGGCCGUGUACCGAAUGGGCUCAUCAUCCGAAGACUAGUAUAUACUAUGUAUGACCUUUCGUCUUCAUUUAGUAACCUUUCUCCUAAAUGAUUUUCUCGAUCCUCUCAGUCGAUCAUGAUAACCAGUUGCUAUUGUUAGAAGUCAUGUAAAUAGGAUCAAAAGAACAACAAAAACCACCCACCUACAACAAC
This is a messenger RNA of Tigriopus californicus, 2716 nucleotides long. RefSeq lists its product as uncharacterized. The coding region runs from base 568 to 1098 and encodes 176 amino acids. The record is from RefSeq and is a predicted model, not a curated record. Lineage: Eukaryota; Metazoa; Arthropoda; Copepoda; Harpacticoida; Harpacticidae. The transcript is spliced from 3 exons.